Molecule: messenger RNA, 387 nt
Organism: Penicillium longicatenatum
Lineage: Eukaryota; Fungi; Ascomycota; Eurotiomycetes; Eurotiales; Aspergillaceae
Exons: 2
Coding region: 1-387 (128 amino acids)
Source: RefSeq, a predicted model, not a curated record
AUGUCCCAUAAACAACAAUCAAUCUUCCCUCCUGGUCUUGUUGAUGAGACACUGGCAACUUUGGCCCUUCUUUUCCCUCAAGGUGAUAAAGAGACAGAGAAGUGGUACAGAAGGCAAGAUGGGCCAGAAGAACUAGACGAAAAUGUAUUACAAUGUGGAAAAAUGGACAAGCCAAUAGGAGACUAUAAAUAUUGGCAUCACCGGCUCGUCAUCUUGAAAAGUGAGUUUGAUAACUCUCGGCCUUCGAAUCUCAAGCAAUGGUGGAAUGACAGACGCGAUGUGAGCCAGUGGUAUCCACUAUGGGUCGCAAUAUCGUUGACCGUCUUGUUUGGUCUCGUGCAGAGUAUUGAGGGCGCCUUGCAGGUGUACAAGGCAUAUAAUCCUUAG